This is a messenger RNA of Sporothrix schenckii 1099-18, 510 nucleotides long. RefSeq lists its product as uncharacterized. Lineage: Eukaryota; Fungi; Ascomycota; Sordariomycetes; Ophiostomatales; Ophiostomataceae. The record is from RefSeq and is a predicted model, not a curated record. Bases 1 to 510 code for a protein of 169 amino acids. The transcript has 2 exons.
AUGCACCGCGAACAAGGUGGCCUUGUCAGGGCGACCUUCUACAAUAGUGAAAACCGUCCAUUGGGUCGCACGAAUACCACAGGAGACGCGGAUUUGCGCAUGUUCAAAUGGCGAAUUGCAUGCACCGCCGUCAAAGUUGCAAUGAUUCAUCUUGCCACUUCUGGAAGCUUUGCGGAUGACGGUCUCAAGGGCAUGGUCGGUCGUGUGGCUGCAUGGUCUCAGACCAAGACCGCGUGUAAAAUGAUACUUGGCGCAGAAGGCACGCCUAACGACUUCCGACAAUGUGCUGUGCUUAGUAGUAGUCGUUCUGUCAAGGGCAUCGCGACCACAACAACGGGUGAUUUGCCCGUGCACAUCAUGGGUAUAGCGACUAGCUAUGCCAUCUGGAGAUCGCUGGGUCCACGUCGGUUAGGUUCCUAUCAAUCCCGUGGCUCGGGUUCAUGGCGAAGCUGCGAGAUGCUGACCGUAUGCGGCAAGGCUUGGUCGGGAGUUGAAUCAGGAGGCGUUUAA